AUGGGACUGAGGGCGCAGCAGGGCCAGCGCAAGGACGGCCAGCAGACGGGCAGCGCGGCGGCGGACAGCUACGUCCCCUUCAUCCUCGACCUCUCCAUCGGGACCUCGCCGCAGACCCUCGCUCUCAUCAUGGACAUCACCAGCGACCUCGUCUGGGCGCACUGCGAUCCCUGCCCCUUGUACAAAAUGAGCCAUAUGUCCGGCUUCCUCGCCACCGAUACGUUCAGCUUCGGGAACAUCACGGGACCGGGGCGUACAGACGUCCCGGGCGUGGUGUUUGGCUGCAACGUCAACAUCACGUUGCCGGAGAUCAGCGGCGUCUCCGGCUACGCCGGCUUCAGCAGGGGGCCCCUCUCCCUCGUGUCGCAGCUCAACAUCUCCAGCUUCGCCUACUUCAUCGCGCCCCCCGAGCACGACGCCAGCAAGAGCUUCGUCAGCUGGAGCUGGGGAGGCGCCGCCGACAAUGCCACGGCAGUGCAGACCACGACUACGGGAAGCAGCAGCAGCACGCCGCUGCUGGCGGCCACAAAAGCCCAAAACCCUUACUGGUACUACGUUAAUCUCACCGGCGUGCAGGUCGACGGCAAGCUCCUGUCCGCCAUCCCAGCUAGGACCUUUGACGCCCAGCAUUCCGGUGGGGUGUUUCUCAGCACGAGUAUUGCCGUCACCUUCCUCGUCGAGGACGCGUACAGGGUGCUGCGGCAGGAGCUGGUGAGCAGGAUCCAGUCCGAGGGCGUGGCUACGGCGAACGUCUCCUCAGGCGACUGGGACCUGUGCUUCCUGACGGAGCACUUUGCGAACGCCAAGGUUCCAACGCUCGCACUUGUGUUCGACGGCGCUGACGCGGCGAUGGAGCUCAACGUGGACAACUACUUCCAAAAUUUCGGCGACGGGAGCACGUGCCUCACCAUAUUGCCGUCGCCGCACGGCUGGCCGGGCUCGGUCCUGGGCAGCCUGCUGCAGGCAGGCAGGACCAUGGCCUACGAGAUCCACAGUGGUGGCGGCGGCGCGCUG
Triticum dicoccoides is the source of this 1014-nucleotide messenger RNA. Its product is annotated as aspartic proteinase nepenthesin-1-like. The transcript has 2 exons. The annotation marks the transcript as partial. Gene Ontology annotation, cellular component: extracellular region. The record is from RefSeq and is a predicted model, not a curated record. NCBI's taxonomy places the organism in Eukaryota, Viridiplantae, Streptophyta, Magnoliopsida, Poales, Poaceae.